This is a messenger RNA of Echinostoma caproni, 1077 nucleotides long. The record is from the annotation of a GenBank genome assembly. NCBI's taxonomy places the organism in Eukaryota, Metazoa, Platyhelminthes, Trematoda, Plagiorchiida, Echinostomatidae.
AUGGAGCAUCUUAUGCUGGUCUCUCUAUCCCUGGGCAGCAUGUUAUCGUUCUUUGCCUACUGCAUCCUUCUUAGUGUUUUAAAUUUUAUCGCGUUUAUCAUCGAUUAUGGGGCCUUGUUGCAUCUGGUACAUCGACAUCCAUUGUCUACCCUUCCACGGUUCAUGUGGUCCGCUCGAAUGGGCUACUCAGCUCCGUUCACACUGAGCUUGACCGAGCUCACAUUGGUCGGUUAUUUGACCUUGUACACAGUAACUGGUACAGUUUUUGUUACCGACACGCCAGUGUAUUCCCGUCCAUCUUUAUGGCGCGUGUACUUUUGGGUUUUUCUUUUCCAACGCAUUUCUCGUCUAGCUACUCUGCUACGUUCACCUCUCCUCAGUCUUCCCGUUCCUGAACUAAACACAAACCGACUCGGGCACAGCAAUCAAACUAAGUCGAUCACUGAGAGCAAGAGUACGCAUAAAUACUCCAGAUUAAAUUUGGUCCUAACUCUCACCUGCUUCUCCGCCUGGUUCUACCUGGCCUGUGUCCUUCGCUGGAUGGAGUUGAUCCAUCACCUGCUGGUCGCUCACUCGUUUCUGAUCUGUUUGUAUACUAGCCGAUUGGUCCAGUGGACAACAUGGCUCAUGACUUCCUGCACUCUGUCUGAUACAGUUUCAGAAUUUACAAGUCAGCUAGACUGCACGGCUCUUUGUUUACAUUUGAUUCCCGCCUGUCUUUUACCUUAUUUUUGGUCUCCUCAAUCCGGUCCUGCCAGGUUCCAAUGGGUUGUUGAAUUGUUCUUGUUUCUGUUAGUUCAUCUUUACGACCAUUAUCGGUAUGACGAUGUUUGGACUAAGACAAAACCGUCAUCUUGCAUGUCAUUUGGGUCGGGUCCGAAUGCGAUCGUCUUCUGUGCUUUAUGCUUACGACGUCGGCAUCGUCCGUUUACAUCAUUUGCUUCACCGGAUACCCCUGAACCGGAUACGCUACCUUGCCGACAUGUGGUACAUCGAGCUUGUUACCGAAUUUGGCAAGCAAUCGCACCAGAAUGUACCGAAUGCAAACUGUUAGCUGCAUAUGGUAAGCAUUUGUAA